CUUUCUAUACUGUUCACAGCAAAAAGGAAAGGCAGCUGGCAAAAUUGAUGUGCAAGUGUCAUGGCUGAAGCCCUACAAGGCGGGCAACGCCAUCGAACACACUGCUCUCGUCAGAUACAGCAAGCAGCAGCAAAGAUCUGGCAGCGGCAAGAAUGGUGAUCUUGGUUUGUCUGAGCAGCCAGCACCCAACGCGGUUGCAGCGGAAGAAGUAUCUGAAAUAGUGGAUGCUGCAAGUCAGCCGAUGGACUUCAUGUCUUCAGCUUCCUCGUUGGAAGUGUCGGAUAUCGAUGAGUCAGAACUUGUGGCUGAUGCCUAUACAGAGCCGACUGGUGAUCAGGACUCCUGUUCACAGUUUUCGCUGGAUGUGACUGCCAUGGAUGUGGAGGAAGAAGAUGGUGAUGUCAUUAGCUCUCUAGGGGAGCAAGAACGGCGAGAUGAAGAAGGAGAUGAGCACGAUUAUGGAGACGACGAGGAAGAUGAUGAAUUUUGAGCCGGCAGAGAUAUGAGAGACU
Messenger RNA from Sycon ciliatum, 512 nucleotides. RefSeq lists its product as uncharacterized. The coding region runs from base 242 to 490 and encodes 82 amino acids. The record is from RefSeq and is a predicted model, not a curated record. The transcript has 3 exons. Lineage: Eukaryota; Metazoa; Porifera; Calcarea; Leucosolenida; Sycettidae.